Molecule: messenger RNA, 1131 nt
Organism: Symbiodinium natans
Lineage: Eukaryota; Dinophyceae; Suessiales; Symbiodiniaceae
Source: the annotation of a GenBank genome assembly
AUGGAGUGGGAAGUCACUGGCGGUGCGGACAAAGGCGGCAUUCUUGUGCGGGAAGGGCAGGCGCUUACCUCCAAGGCUUGCGACGAUCGCCUGUCCACCGGGGCGUCCGUGAAGGAGCUGCAGCUCGUCGGCGACAGACUUUGCUAUGAGCUCCUCACAGGCACCGGCCCAAAAACUGGCUGGGUCAGCGUCAAGAUCAGUGGGAAAGAGCUCGUGGUCCGAAAAGCAGCUGCGCCGGUUGAGGCCGUGAAGAUGCCCGACUUUGAAAAGCUGGAUGAAAGCUAUCCGUCAAUGAAAAAGGGUGCAUCUCCCACUGGCAAGACGCCUUGGUUGAAGAUGCUCGGGAAGGCCAACGAAAAUGCCAAGGGGCGUUUGGUCAUCUUCUCUUGGACGGGCAAUCGUGGUGGACAGGGCUCCGCUCACAACUUCAUGAAGCCAGCCUCGCCUGCAUGGGCGGAGCACCUGAAGAGCUUUCAGCAGUACGAGGUGAACUAUCCUGGUCGAGGCACCCGCGUCAAGGAUCCUCUCUAUGAGGACCCUGUAAAGUACGUGCAGGAUAUUGCUUCCGCCCUUCAGGAGGCCUUGAAGGACGGCCUACCUUUCGUGUUGCUGGGUUUCUCCUUCGGCUCCGUGUUGGCGAUGGAGGUGGCAAGGUCUUUGCAGGCAAAAGACAUGGGCCCCCUGGCUGUCGUGGCCGUCAGUGCAGAGGCGCCACAGUGGCCUGGCCGCUCACGCCUGGGUCUGGCCAACCUCGGCGAGGCGCGGUUUGAGCAGAUGCUGAAGGACAAGGGUGGGACGGAGUUCAUCUUACAGGACCCAGGCAUGAAGAAGAUGUUUGUGCCGGUGAUCACGGCCGACUGCAAGCUAGAGGAGAACUACAGGUUUGAUGCCUCUGCUGGACCGCUGAAGUGUCCUCUGCUUGUCUUUUAUGGCAAGAAGGAAGGCCAUGACAAGAUGAAGACUGUCAUUGAUGCGGAAGCCGUUGAAGCGUGGAUGGAGCUCACAGCCUGUCCCAAGCUCUCAAAACUGCAAGCGCUGGAGAGCGAUUGGUAUGUCUUUCAGGAUGCUGGAGCGACUGAAGCAGUUGCAGUAGGAACCGGGGAGCUGUGUAAAGACAAGCUGGAAGGCUAG